AUGAGCGAAUGGAUUUCUGUUGGUGGACAAAGAAUACGUCGAUCGCGACGACUUUUAGCGAAAGGUCGCGUCGACUAUCGUCGAUUCUUUCAAUUGACUCCGUUACCGUGGCAUAAACUAAGAGCUCAACCAAAAUCUCAAACUAAAAAUCUUUUUGUGUGCAGAAGUCAAAGGGAGAUUAUAAUAACAAAUCAACCAACUGUAGCAACGAAGCAGAAGAAGCAGUCUCCCAAAAAACAGCCGAAAGGUUUGAAAAGAAGUGCUAACAACCAGAGAAGCUCAAAUCAGAGACGAAGACUUGAACCGGAAGCGCAAAUGGCUAUCCAGGAUAGCUCCGAAACGGAAGAAAGAUCGAAGACCAAUUCCGGGGUCGAACCGUCUUCUGUUGAGGCUGCUCCGGGAACUUCAACUGAAUCCGCUGAAGCUGAAUUAGUCCUAAGAGAAAUCGAUCCACUUCGACUUGCUGAGGAAUGUGACCAAAAUAUUGAAGCUAGUAACUCUUCAUCUAAUGCACUGCCUCCUAACAAUCCGACUGUACGCCGUCGUUUCCCGGCUACACCACAUUAUCGACGCGAUUCGUCCGAUAGUGAUGAUCUUCCAGAAGAUCAGGAUGAGCAGAACCUAUUCAGGGAUUGCAUAGAAGUAGCACCAGAGGAUUCGAAUAAUAGAAAAUCUGCGUACUUCAUGGUUCGAACCACCGAAAAUUUGGAGAACAACAAUUCUCCACCAAAACCAAAUUUUCUCGAAACACCUAGAAAAUCGAAACGCAAAGCAAAUCUACAGGCUUCACCUUCACAAGGUUUUCAGUAUCCUUGGGAGAAGGCUGAACUUCCAAUUAAAAUCAACCGCUGUUCUACUCCGCUAUCGUGUGGACAUCUAUGCAAUUUUGGAACAGGUUCACCCCAAUUAAAUGGUCCGCUAUCCACUCCAAUAUCACUAAAUCGAUCUGAUGGUGAUGGACCUUUCUUGGAAUAUCUAGCAAUUCUUGCUUCAAGUGGCCAAACAAAUCCUGAUCAGGAUCGACAGCACGCAGGAGCAAACAAUGCGCAAAAAACCCUUUCUCACAUCUUUGAUGCAAUACAAGCUUAUAAAACUCAAAUGAAUCAGCUGGCAAUAGAACCCGCUAACAAUAAUCCACGCCUACAAGAAAUCCUACGUAGAUUCGAACCAGACGUAGACAAAGGAACUGAAAAUGACGCUCAUCCUUAUUUGUCCGAUGAUGAGGACGAAGCACAUCAGCCGGUCAACAAGGAUCGCGAUGUGGAUACUCCAGAAAAGGAUCCAACAGAGGAACAUUAG
Molecule: messenger RNA, 1299 nt
Organism: Necator americanus (New World hookworm)
Lineage: Eukaryota; Metazoa; Nematoda; Chromadorea; Rhabditida; Ancylostomatidae
Exons: 9
Coding region: 1-1299 (432 amino acids)
Source: RefSeq, a predicted model, not a curated record